AGUCAAUUUUUCGAGGUAUGUAUGACUUACGCUUGCAGCGAGUCGAAUCAAAAAAAAGGAUGAUGCCUUUCACCAUGGCAAAGGGUGGCAAUCGAGGAUAUCGUCGUCGACCGUGAAAAAGGAGACCGAUCUUUCAACAAUGGCCGGAAAUAUCUAUCACAAACUGGCGACUGUAUCCUCGAUACGCUACUCUUCAGCAAUGGGCGGCAGAACCCUCGCGAUCGAUCGUUGAGGGCACUCUCCUCGCUCAAAGGCCCUCGAAAGGCUAAUAUGGACUUUUGUCAGAUACCUCAUUUCCCCGUCUCGACUUGAGAAUCUCCUCAAAACACCGCAAAAAUGGUCCGCACUUCAGUUCUCCACGAUGCGCUUAACGCCAUGAACAACGCCGAGAAGGCUGGCAAGCGUCAGGUCUUGAUCCGACCUUCUUCCAAGGUCAUCAUCAAGUUCCUCACUGUCAUGCAGCGACACGGUUACAUUGGAGAGUUCGAGGAGAUUGAUGACCACCGAUCCGGCAAGAUCGUUGUCCAGCUCAACGGCCGCCUCAACAAGGUCGGCGUCAUCUCUCCCCGCUACAACGUCCGUCUCGCCGAGCUCGAGAAGUGGGUUGUCAAGCUGCUCCCUGCUCGUCAGUUCGGCUACGUCAUCCUCACCACCUCUGCCGGUAUCAUGGACCACGAGGAGGCCCGCCGCAAGCACGUCUCCGGCAAGAUCAUUGGCUUCUUCUACUAAAACGGGACGGGAAACCAAUCAAAAAAGUGAUUUGAAAAGAAACAGGCAUUCUCGGCGUUAAGGGAGGAGGAUGAUGACUAGGACCGAUGCGAUUACAUAGCCAAGUCGCUUGUCGCAUACGCGAGCAUACCAAUUGAACCUUGACGAGAUGCUCAAAU
Messenger RNA from Fusarium graminearum PH-1, 887 nucleotides. RefSeq names its product 40S ribosomal protein S22. The coding region runs from base 337 to 729 and encodes 130 amino acids. The transcript is spliced from 2 exons. Gene Ontology annotation, biological process: translation. The record is from RefSeq and is a predicted model, not a curated record. Gene Ontology annotation, molecular function: structural constituent of ribosome. Gene Ontology annotation, cellular component: ribosome; cytosolic small ribosomal subunit. NCBI's taxonomy places the organism in Eukaryota, Fungi, Ascomycota, Sordariomycetes, Hypocreales, Nectriaceae.